CAGGCUCCCACAUUGACUCGGAUCUCCCCAAACUCUGUGGUCUCACCUGGAGAAGUCCUUCAGUUCAGAUGUACCACACCCAGCCCAAUGCGCAUCUCUGUAGACUUCAGUUUAUAUAAAACUGGGACAUUAAUAAAGAAGCAAACUGCAGAGUCCACAGCAACAUUUAGACUGACUGUAGAUGCCUCACAUCAGGGUCAGUACACCUGUGACUACUCAUACAGGGAAAGUAACUCCACAUCAUCCAGGAGCAGCUCCAUUCCCAUCACUGUGGGACAUAAUCCAAUCAGGCUGGCGAAUGGACCGAGUAACUGUUGUGGUCGAGUGGAGAUCCAGAACGAUAGGCGUUGGGGAACAGUGUGUGAUGAUGACUGGGACUUAAAGGAUGCAGAGGUGGUGUGUAGACAGCUUGGAUGUGGUAAAGCCAUCAGCGCUCCUCAUGGUGCACGCUUUGGUCAGGGGAGUGAACCGACCUGGCUGGAUGAUGUUCAGUGUACUGGAACUGAGAGCUACAUAGAUCGCUGCUCACACCGUGGAUUUGGAAACGAAAACUGUGGACAUGGGGAAGAUGCUGGAGUCGUAUGCUCAAACUUGCAGGCUCCCACAUUGACUCGGAUCUCCCCAAACUCUGUGGUCUCACCUGGAGAAGUCCUUCAGUUCAGAUGUACCACACCCAGCCCAACGUGCACCUCUGUAGACUUCAGUUUAUAUAAAAAUGGGACAUUAAUAACGAACCAAACUGCAGAGUCCACAGCAACAUUUUCGCUGACUGUAGAUGCCUCACAUCAGGGUCAGUACACCUGUGACUACUCAUACAGGGAAAGUAACUCCAUAUCAUCCAGGAGCAGCUCCAUUCCCAUCACUGUGGACUUGCAGGCUCCCACAUUGACUCGGAUCUCCCCAAACUCUGUGGUCUCACCUGGAGAAGUCCUUCAGUUCAGAUGUACCACACCCAGCCCAAUGCGCAUCUCUGUAGACUUCAGUUUAUAUAAAACCGGGACAUUAAUAAAGAACCAAACUGCAGAGUCCACAGCAACAUUUAGACUGACUGUAGAUGCCUCACAUCAGGGUCAGUACACCUGUGACUACUCAUACAGGGAAAGUAACUCCACAUCAUCCAGGAGCAGCUCCAUUCCCAUCACUGUGGGAGGUAAUCCAAUCAGGCUGGCGAAUGGACCGAGUAACUGUUGUGGUCGAGUGGAGAUCCAGCACAGUAGGCUUUGGGGAACAGUGUGUGAUGAUUACUGGGACUUAAAGGAUGCAGAGGUGGUGUGUAGACAGCUUGGAUGUGGUAAAGCCAUCAGCGCUCCUCAUGGUGCACGCUUUGGUCAGGGAAGUGAACCGACCUGGCUGGAUGAUGUUCAGUGUACUGGAACUGAGAGCUACAUAGAUCGCUGCUCACACAGUGGAUUUGGAAAGGAGAACUGUGGACAUGGGGAAGAUGCUGGAGUCGUAUGCUCAAACUUGCAGGCUCCCACAUUGACUCGGAUCUCCCCAAACUCUGUGGUCUCACCUGGAGAAGUCCUUCAGUUCAGAUGUACCACACCCAGCCCAACGUGCACCUCUGUAGACUUCAGUUUAUAUAAAAAUGGGACAUUAAUAAAGAAGCAAACUGCAGAGUCCACAGCAACAUUUUCGCUGACUGUAGAUGCCUCACAUCAGGGUCAGUACACCUGUGACUACUCAUACAGGGAAAGUAACUCCAUAUCAUCCAGGAGCAGCUCCAUUCCCAUCACUGUGGAGAUGUGGAUGAUGACUGUGACUCAGUUGACAAUUCCCUGUUGA
Molecule: messenger RNA, 1785 nt
Organism: Neoarius graeffei (lesser salmon catfish)
Lineage: Eukaryota; Metazoa; Chordata; Actinopteri; Siluriformes; Ariidae
Product: deleted in malignant brain tumors 1 protein-like
Exons: 7
Coding region: 88-1785 (565 amino acids)
Biological process (GO): peptidyl-lysine oxidation
Cellular component (GO): membrane
Molecular function (GO): protein-lysine 6-oxidase activity
Source: RefSeq, a predicted model, not a curated record